CGCGCAUGCCGCCGCCGCCGUUGCGCAGUGGGAGGCGCGAGCAGGCGCGGGGCGGUGCGGGACGGCGGCGUUCUCCCGUUAUGAACCCAAGAAACUAGAGGUGCCCGGCGGAGCGCGUUUUGCCGUCUACACAUCAACUAUGCAGAGAGGUGUGCCAAUGAACCCUUACCUGGACAGGCUGGCCCCGUGUGUCCUGUCCCUGGUCCUGCUCACACACCUCAGUCUGGCUGCACCAGGGGUACCAGGGGCACAGAGAGAGGAGUCAGCAGAUGCCCCUCCCCCUUCCGCGGUGCUAGCCAAUCCCUUUGGCCCUGGAGAGGACGACCGCAGGUUGCUGCAGAGUUACAUUCAAGCCAGUCUGAAGGAUGGCCAGGGAGGACCUGAAAUCAGCACCUGGGAACAAGAGGUAUUCUUCCUGUUUCGUCUCUAUGACUAUGAUCGCAGCGGUCACAUGGACGGCCUGGAGAUGAUGAAGCUGUUGUCAGACUACAACUCCCACAAUGCACCUGGAGCACAAGCCAAUGAGCCGGUGGUGACCAUGGUAGAUUUCUUGCUCCAGACUCAGGAUCUAAACCAGGACGGUCUGCUGGCCCCCUCUGAGCUGCUGUCUCCUCCAUUACCUCACACACAGGAGCCCAGCGACAGUAACGCAAAUCACCAGGGGCAGGAUCUGACAGCGGAGGAGAAGCUGUCGAAGCCUGAGGAGGAGAAGGCAGGAGCAGAGGAGCAGAGAGGGGAGGAAACACAGGAAGGCAGAGAGCAUGAGCAGAAGACUCAGCAAGAGGAGCUGGAGCUUAAAGAAGAUGCACCACCUGAACAUGAAGUGAAAACGCAGGAUGAGGCACCCAGGCAGGAUGUAGAGGAGCAGAACGGACUGCAAAUCCCAGAACAGGGGCAGGAACAAGACGCACCAGUACAUCAGGGACAACCAGAGAUAUGACCUGCACGAUUGUUUUCCCACCCAGACUGAGACAAAUUCUGGUCACUUUGGGUUCAGCCUGUGGCAGACUGUUGACUGAGUUACUCCAUCCUAUUGCAAUCUUCAACCCCCACAAAUGUUUUUUCUCUGGAUCUUUUCUCUGACAUUGCAUUUUGCUAUCCAUUUCACUGGUAAACAAACCAAGUGGAUGGUUGUUCAAUUAAAAAGCACAUCUCAACGUAUUUACAAUAAUGUUUCUGCAUUCUUCAUUACAGCUAAUGGGUGACACUGUUUGCAAGCUCGGAUCCUCCAGCGCCUUUUGGUUUUUAAUGAGGAACGCUAAGCUUUCCAGGGUACCAAAAGGAAAAAAAAGUCCUACAUUUGAAAUGAACGUUACGCCGUUGGUAAAACUAAAGCCAUCAUUAAUAGAGCUCAUUAUUUUUGAAUAAUCUUUUUUUGGAAAAAUGAGACAGUUCAUCAUCUAGUGCAAUUUUAAAGGACUGUUUCGGAUUUUUCGAAGUGGGGUCGUAUGAGGUACUUAUACAUAAUUAACAUAUUACCAACAGUGGACCUGGACCAGACGUCUAGCAAUGAGGCAAAACAUAUUUUAUCCAUCUAAAAAAGGCAAACCUAAAAUUAUAUAUUUAGAAUAUUCCCACCGCUUUACCUUGAUGUCAGACAGCCCUUUCCUUUGGCAGUACAUUUUCUCCACAGUAGAAUAACACACUAACUAUGGACAAGUACCUCAUUAAACCCCACCUCAAGAAAAAUCUGAAAUAAUCCUUGAAAUGCUGCUUUGAAAACUCCUAGCGGUGCUUGAUGUUGGGCACUUGCUUUGCUUCAUCUGUAUUUAUUCCUUCUCCUUUAUCAUUGACAAGUUAAAUCAAGUAUUCUUUCAUCGUAUUCAUGCCUCGUCUCGAUUUAGAGACGUGCUCGGUGUCGGAGAGGUUAAGGUCACAGCUCACCAGCCCCCGUCAUCUGUUUCCUCGUCUGCCUCCUCAGCCACCACUACACACACAACACUGACCUGCCCAACACUCUGCUUAGCUUUUGCACUCUAUAUUUAUGCACCAGGGGGCGCUAAUGUACUGUUCUGUUGUUAUGCUGCUGGUGUCGUUUACAGACAACUCAGUUCCCAACCAUUUGCAAUCAAUGCCAAACAAAUUCUUACAUUGUGUUAGAGGAAAAAUAUUGACUUACCUUCCAUGUAAUGCAGUGUUGGUAUAUCUGAGUAUAUCAGUAUAUCUCAUUGUGUUUGCUGGCCCUCUUGUGUGAUGCAUUAAAUUAUAUUUUGAUGAGGAUUUUGUGCACGUGUGUGCCUGACUGCCCUCAGCCAGGAGUGUUUAAACCUGCCCGCCUGUUUGCAGCUGCACAGUGUUGUGGACAGACAGCCGCUGUGCAGAUAACGUGUGAUGUCAAGUGAUUCUGAACUUGAUCUGAACACCUGGAAUGUAUUUGAACAGUAUGAAUGCAAUGACUAUUGUUUGGCUGUAAAUUUCUCUCAUUUUUUAUUUUGAGGUUAGCACAUUUAUACAGCUGGAGCAAAAAUAAAGUCAGUGCU
Molecule: messenger RNA, 2480 nt
Organism: Myripristis murdjan (pinecone soldierfish)
Lineage: Eukaryota; Metazoa; Chordata; Actinopteri; Holocentriformes; Holocentridae
Gene: cgref1
Product: cell growth regulator with EF-hand domain 1
Exons: 7
Coding region: 140-940 (266 amino acids)
Molecular function (GO): calcium ion binding
Source: RefSeq, a predicted model, not a curated record